This is a messenger RNA of Aspergillus puulaauensis, 744 nucleotides long. RefSeq lists its product as uncharacterized. Lineage: Eukaryota; Fungi; Ascomycota; Eurotiomycetes; Eurotiales; Aspergillaceae. The transcript has a single exon. The record is from RefSeq and is a predicted model, not a curated record. The coding region runs from base 1 to 744 and encodes 247 amino acids.
AUGCUAAAUUGGACUGCACAAGACGACGAGAUAGAUCGGCGAGGUCGGCAUCCAGACCUGCACUGGUGUCUAGAUAACCCGGUCACCCGGCUUGAACAGUGGCCAAAAGAACUGCGAGAUCUUGCACCCAAACGCUUCGACCCCAUAACGGGGACAACUUACUGCUAUCCAUCAUCAGGCGGGGUGUGGGAAUCCCAACUACACCCUCUAACCCUCGAAAAGCUUGAUGUUGAUCGAUUUAACCCGGCCGUGUCAGACUGGCACACGGGCCGCGAGGACGGGUGGUGUGACCAACUGCGAAUCUAUGGCGGAAACUGGUACGGAUGCAAUCUCGAGCUGCCCUGGGAAGAGCGGCGGCUGGGUUGUCCGUCACUAGCCAGCCUUUCAGUGGACCUACCGAUUCGUCGCCUGGUGGUUACCGAGACAGAUACGACGAACGUGUAUAUUCUGUUACCGAACCAGAGUACCGGCGAGUUCCCGGAGGGAGCAGCCGCCGCUAUGAAGAACACAGUGACCGAGAAGGAACAGAUUGAGGUGAUGAAGGCGUUUGGGGCAGUUUGGUGUACCAAUAAAGAUAGCUGUCCUCCUCUUGAGGAUAUCAAAUGGCCACCAGUCAAGUGGGCAGCGAAGUACUGGUCCCUCAAGAUCCCCGAUGGCUGGGAGCCUGCACCUAAAGAGACAGACAAUAUGCAUCUGCUUCCGCUCUGGAAAGCCAUCGAAGACGAAGAAUACGACGAAGAAUAG